GGCGCUUUGCCACUUGUACCCGAGUUGUUGAUCCUCAACAUGUCCGAGACUGCUCCUGUCGCUCCCGCUGCCGCGCCUCCGGCGGAGAAAAUCCCCGUAAAGAAGAAGGCGGCCAAGAAAUCUGGGGGGCCGCCUCGUAAGGCAUCCGGUCCCCCGGUGUCAGAGCUCAUCACCAAAGCAGUGGCAGCCUCUAAAGAGCGCAGCGGGGUUUCUCUGGCUGCUUUGAAAAAAGCGUUGGCUGCUGCUGGCUAUGAUGUGGAGAAAAACAACAGCCGAAUCAAACUUGGUCUCAAGAGCCUGGUGAGCAAGGGCACUCUGGUGCAGACGAAGGGCACCGGUGCUUCUGGAUCCUUCAAACUCAACAAGAAGGCAGCCUCUGGUGAAGCCAAGCCCAAGGUUAAGAAGGUGGGCGCAGCCAAGCCUAAGAAGCCGGUUGGGGCAGCCAAGAAGCCUAGGAAGGCGACUGGCGGAGCCACCCCGAAGAAGAGCGCUAAGAAAACACCGAAGAAGGCGAAGAAGCCGGCCGCGGCCACUGUCACUAAGAAAGUGGCCAAGAGCCCAAAGAAGGCCAAGGUUGCGAAGCCCAAGAAAGCUGCCAAAAGUGCUGCUAAGUCUGUAAAGCCCAAGGCCGCCAAGCCCAAGGUUGUCAAGCCUAAGAAGGCGGCACCCAAGAAGAAAUAGGUGGACGCCUGCUUCUAAAAACCCAAAAGGCUCUUUUCAGAGCCACCACUGAUUCCAAUAAAAGAGCUGGAUACUUGUUUUUCCCAGUU
This is a messenger RNA of Piliocolobus tephrosceles (Ugandan red Colobus), 770 nucleotides long. It is a transcript of the gene H1-2, whose product is annotated as H1.2 linker histone, cluster member. The record is from RefSeq and is a predicted model, not a curated record. Bases 40 to 681 code for a protein of 213 amino acids. The transcript has a single exon. Gene Ontology annotation, biological process: nucleosome assembly; negative regulation of DNA recombination; chromosome condensation. Lineage: Eukaryota; Metazoa; Chordata; Mammalia; Primates; Cercopithecidae. Gene Ontology annotation, cellular component: nucleus; nucleosome; euchromatin. Gene Ontology annotation, molecular function: double-stranded DNA binding; structural constituent of chromatin; nucleosomal DNA binding.